Molecule: messenger RNA, 1657 nt
Organism: Hevea brasiliensis (rubber tree)
Lineage: Eukaryota; Viridiplantae; Streptophyta; Magnoliopsida; Malpighiales; Euphorbiaceae
Product: (S)-N-methylcoclaurine 3'-hydroxylase isozyme 1
Exons: 2
Coding region: 84-1586 (500 amino acids)
Molecular function (GO): oxidoreductase activity, acting on paired donors, with incorporation or reduction of molecular oxygen; monooxygenase activity; heme binding
Source: RefSeq, a predicted model, not a curated record
AUUUUAAAUUCAUUUACGGCAUUCAAUCAACCAUAAGAAAGAGAAGUUAUCUUGACCGGAUUCAGUUCAGGCCUCUGUGAGACAUGGAUCAAACACCUUCUACAAGAGACUUCAGUCCCUUAUACCCUCCCCUUUUUUUACUUCUGCCUGUUAUCUUUAUCAUCAUCAAGCACAUUAGCUCUCUAUCUUCAAAGCGUCGGCCUCUUCCUCCGGGUCCCAGGCCAUGGCCUAUAAUAGGCAACAUUUUCCAUCUAGAGAAAAAGCUGCACAUCUCAAUGACACGCCUUGCCAAAGUUCAUGGCCCUCUAAUUUCAUUAAGGCUCGGAACUCAACUCGUUGUUGUUGGCUCUUCUCCUGCUGCAGCAACUGAAAUUCUGAAAAAUCACGAUCGUUUGCUUUCUGCUAGAUGGCAAAUUAAAGUGCUUCCCCACAAAAGCCAUGUACUUGAACGUAUAUCGGUUAUUUGGAACCCCACAUGCAAUGACCAGUGGAAGUCCUUACGAGCCUUGUUCAGGACUGAGCUUUUCUCCGCCAAAGCAAUUGAAUCACAAGCCACUUUGAGGGAGAAGAAAUCGUCGGAGAUGGUGAAAUUUUUGACUACCCAACAAGGAAAAGUAAUCAAUAUUGGAGAAAUUGUGUUUGCUACUAUUUUUAAUACAAUUUCUAAUCUGUUAUUCUCCAAGGACAUGAUUGGUUUGGAAGAUCAAGGGUUGGCUGGUGGAUUGAAAAGCCUGGUAACGAGGAUGGUGGAGUUGGGCGCUACUCCAAAUAUAGCUGAUUUUUAUCCCAUCUUAGAGGGGUUGGAUCCUCAGCGUCUAAGAAGAAAGAUGUCUGAGUGCAUUGAAAAAAUGUUUGGUUUAUGGGAAAUUUACAUCAGGGAAAGAAGAGAAAAGCAUGUCAAGGAUGCUCCCAAAACAGAUUUCUUGGAUGUUUUUCUGUCCAAUGGAUUCGAUGACGAUCUAAUCAAUUGGUUGUUUGUUGAAUUGUUUAAUGCAGGGGCAGAAACUACUUCCACAACAAUAGAGUGGGCAAUGGCUGAGAUUCUCAAGAACAAACGAGUCAUGGUAAAAGUUGAGGAAGAGCUAGACAGGGUAAUCAACAGAGGCCCAAUGCAUGAAUCUGAAGUUUCUCAACUUCCAUAUUUAAAUGCACUUUUAAAGGAAACGAUGAGAUUACAUCCAGCUGCUCCAUUCCUCCUUCCACAUCGAGCUCUUGAGACUUGUGAAGUUAUGAAUUAUACAAUUCCAAAAGAUGCUCAAGUAUUUGUCAAUGUUUGGGCAAUUGGACGCGAUCCUACAGUUUGGGAAGAGCCUUUGUCAUUUAAACCAGAAAGAUUUCUCGGAUCAAGUUUAGACUUGAAAGGUCAAGAUUUUGAGCUAAUACCUUUUGGUUCAGGAAGGCGAAUUUGUCCAGGACUACCUAUGGCUACAAGGCAAAUUCCCUUGAUUUUAGCCCAUUUAAUACAUUACUUUGAUUGGUCUCUUGAAAAUGGCGAAGAUCCAGCAACCUUAGACAUGAAUGAUAAAUUUGGCUUAACACUGCAGAAGGAAAAACCUCUACGCAUUAUUCCCAAAAAGAAAUUUUAAAUUCAAGGUUGCCUUUCAACUUUUGUUCCAUUUUGUAUGCGCAUAUUAUAAUAAAAGCUUUCUUUCAUGAC